AUGGGUGGUGUUUCCGUUCGCGAUGUGGACGCGCAGAAGUUCAUCUCUGCCUACUCUGCUUUCCUGAAGCGUCAGGGAAAGCUCCCCAUCCCCGGCUGGGUUGACACUGUCAAGACCUCUGCCUCCAACGAGCUUCCUCCCCAGGACGCUGACUGGUUCUACGUUCGCGCCGCCGCUGUCGCCCGUCACAUCUACAUGCGCAAGACCGUUGGUGUCGGCCGCCUCCGCAAGGUCCACGGUUCCACCAAGAACCGCGGCUCCCGCCCCGCCCACCACGUCGACGCCUCCGGCUCCGUUGACCGUAAGGCCAUGCAGGCUCUCGAGAAGAUCGGUGUCCUUGAGGUUGAUGAGGACAAGGGUGGCCGUCGCAUUACCCAGUCUGGCCAGCGUGAUUUGGACCGUAUUGCCAAGACCACUGUCGACGAGGAGGAGUCUGACGAGGAGUAA
Molecule: messenger RNA, 447 nt
Organism: Penicillium malachiteum
Lineage: Eukaryota; Fungi; Ascomycota; Eurotiomycetes; Eurotiales; Aspergillaceae
Product: 40S ribosomal protein eS19
Exons: 3
Coding region: 1-447 (148 amino acids)
Biological process (GO): ribosomal small subunit assembly; translation
Cellular component (GO): ribosome; cytosolic small ribosomal subunit
Molecular function (GO): RNA binding; structural constituent of ribosome
Source: RefSeq, a predicted model, not a curated record